Molecule: messenger RNA, 535 nt
Organism: Paramecium pentaurelia
Lineage: Eukaryota; Ciliophora; Oligohymenophorea; Peniculida; Parameciidae
Source: the annotation of a GenBank genome assembly
AAUGGGAAAAUUGUAAGAAAUACUCUUAUAUAAGUUUAAAACCAGGACGUUUGAUUGUUAUGCUUGCAGGUAGAUAUGCAGGAAAAAAAGCAAUUUUAAUUAAGGCUAAUGAAGAAACUACAAAAGUAUAUAUAAAAAAAAUAGUAUAGGAUUGCAAAUUUCCAAAUGGUUUGGUUGUAGGAAUACAAAGAUAUCCAAGAAAAGUAACAAAGAGAAUGGGAUAAAAAUAAAUUAGAAAGCGAACCACAUUAAAAGUGUUCAUUAAACAAUUAAAUUUAAAUCAUAUAAUGCCAACAAGGUUAUUAAAUAUAAUUACCUAUUUAUAGAUAUAGAUUAGAAGAAUCAACAUUAAAAGAAGUCAGAGAUAGAAUUGAGAGAGUCAAAGAAUCUGAAUUGAAGAAUGUUGAAAAAAGAAAGGAAUUGAGAAAGAAUUUAAGAAAGUAUUUGGCUGAAAAGUACAGAACCUUACCAGCUGGAAGUUUGGCAGACAAAAAAGCAUAAUCAAGAUUCCUGUUUUCUAAGUUGAGAUUCUGAU